CCCUGGUAAAAUGCCGGGUCUUAAAACUUUCUCCCAACGCUUCCAACGGAGCGAGAAUCGAAGCUCCACCGAGGAUUCUGAGGAGGAUCGAUCAAAUCGAUUUGGUUGCGUUUAAUGGCGACAAGGCUUCUUCAUCUUCAUCGACAUCGUUUGGAGAAAGGUGAUUCCGGAACCACCCUUUCCUUUAACCGCCUUUUGAGCCUCUCUCUCUGGUUUCGUGCUUUCUGCGAUUACCGAGCGAUUCUGAGAAACAGUCUUCCCUUCAACGAAGCUCUGGAUCUCUUCACUCGCAUGGUCGAGUCCCGCCCCCUUCCUUCCACCGUCGAUUUCACCAAGCUACUAACCGCUAUCUCCAAAUCGAAGAGAUACGACGUCGUCAUCGCUCUCUGCAACCAUCUGGAGACGUUAGGGAUUCCGCACGAUCUCUACACUUGCAACCUCCUGAUGAACUGUUUCUCCCGAUCCUCUCAGCCUCAUCUCGCUUCGUCGUUUCUCGGGAAGAUGAUGAAACUCGGGUUUAGCCCUGACAUCGUCACGUUCACAUCUCUCGUCAAUGGGAAUAGACCCGAGGAUGCGAUGUAUAUCGUUAAUCAGAUGGGGAUCGAACCCGACGUUGUCAUGUACACCACGCUCAUCGAGUCUCUUUGCAGAAACGGACUUGUGGAUAACGCGAUGAGCUUGUUUAACCAAAUGGAGAGCAACGGCGUUAAAGCUGACGCCGUCACCUACACGUCUCUCGUGAACGGUCUUUGUAACUCCGGCAGGUUGAGUGACGCCGUUAGUUUACUUAACGAUAUGAUGAGAAGGAGGAUCAACCCUGAUGUAGUCACUUUCAAUUCGUUGAUCGACGGGUUUGUGAAAAAGGGGAAGCUUCUGGAGGCUAGAGAGCUCUACAGCGAGAUGAUUCGAGUCUCUGUAGCUCCUGAUGUUUUCACUUACACUUCGUUGAUGAAUGGAUUAUGCAUGGAAGGCCGCGUCGAUGAGGCCAAGGAAAUGUUUUACUCAAUGGAGGAGAAGGGCUGCUUUCCAGAUGUAGUGGCUUAUACAUCUCUCAUUAACGGUUUCUGCAAAUCGAGAAAGGUUGAGUAUGGGAUGAAACUCUUCUACGAGAUGAAUCAGAGAGGUUUACUUGGUAACACCAUCACUUACACGGCCCUUAUCCAGGGUUUCUGUCAAGUGGGGAGACAUAAGGCUGCACAAGAGUUUUUUAGUCAGAUGGUUUCUCGUGGGGUGUCUCCCAAUGUUAGGACCUACAACGUUUUGUUACAUGGGCUGUGUUUGAACGGGAAGCUAGGUAAAGCGUUGUUGAUAUUCGAAGAUAUACAAAAGAGAGAGAUUGAUGUUAAUAUUAUUACGUAUACUAUCAUCAUUCAAGGGAUGUGCAAAGCUGGUAAACUCAGAGAUGCUGUUGAUUUGUUUUGUAGCCUCCCUUCCAAAGGAAUGAAGCCUAACGUUGUAACGUACAGUACAAUGAUAUCAGGGUUGUUUAGGGAAGGUUUUAAGCUUGAAGCACAUGUGUUGUUUAGGAAAAUGAAAGAAGAUGGGGUUCUACAAAAUUAGGUGGAACAGUGAACUGAUCAUAGUAUUGAUGAGGGAUUGCUUCUUCUACUCACACAGUUACAGUUUCUAACUAUGAUGCAACUUUCAUAAGAACAUGUUGCCUAUAUGUGUAGGAUGAUGAUACAUACAGCCUGGGUUAAUUCCUGAUAAUGUCACAUUUGUAUCUUUGAUUCUGGUUCCAAGGAGAUGCCUAAGAUAGGCUCCUAUAAAGAUGGGAGUUUCAUACACGUAACCAAUCAGUGAAGCAGCGAGGAUUUGAUGAAGCUGUGAGAUUGUCUAUACAUACGGUGAGGACUUUUUUUUAGAGGAAUAGUGUAUGUAGUAGGCUCAUUUAGGUAAGUGCAUACAUUUAUAGAUUGAUUUCUUUCAUAUUUAUUCUUUUGUAACCUUGUAAUUCAAGAACAAAUAUACGUUCUCCUUUUCCUUUGUUGGGGAAAAUGAGAAAAAA
Brassica oleracea var. oleracea is the source of this 2008-nucleotide messenger RNA. Its product is annotated as pentatricopeptide repeat-containing protein At5g41170, mitochondrial. Lineage: Eukaryota; Viridiplantae; Streptophyta; Magnoliopsida; Brassicales; Brassicaceae. The transcript has a single exon. The record is from RefSeq and is a predicted model, not a curated record. Bases 115 to 1560 code for a protein of 481 amino acids. Gene Ontology annotation, molecular function: protein binding.